AACUAGUGGGGGAAGAAAAUGGCAUUUGGAUUUAUUGAGGCAAAGAGACAGCUUGCUUUGUUUUAUACUAGGAUGUGUUCCUCCAAAGAAUAAAUGCCUUAUCAACUUUCAAUGGCCUAAAAUUUAUCUCUAUUUUUAUUUUCUUGGUGAAAAUUUACAACUUUUCAUUAUUAAUUCGGUGUUUUUUUUAUAUUCAUGAGGAGAAUAAUAUUCUUUUGUAUUAUGUCACAACAAAAUUAGAUAUAUUUAAACAAACAACAUUUUGUUGUUUUACAUCCAUGAAAAUUGCUUACAAAAUAAAUUUCAUAAACAACAUAUUUGAUUAUUAAUGUUUAUAAAAAACAACAUGAAAGUACACUCAUAUUCUCAUUUCAUGUAUUUUUUAUAUUGGCAUCUGCAUGCCAUCAUAGAAGUUUAAAGUGAUUUACAUGAAUCAUAAAUAUGAACGAAUGUUGAAUAUCUCUAGCAUUCAAUUUCCUUUUGCCCAAAUUCUAUUCGCAUGGGUAGGCCAGUGCAUAAGUUUAAUUGAUAGGAGUGGAGAUUAGUCGAUUAGGAAAAUGGGGUUCGGAUGUUGGUGAUUCAUAGAUAAUGUUUAAAGUUGGUGUUGGUUGAUUCCCAACAUUGAGAUCUGGCUGGAACAACAAACAUACAUAUAUACUUAUAAUGAAAGACUAAAAAUGCAUGCAACUGAAGUAGCCGCAUCGAGUUUGUAAUAACAAUCAAAUAUUCAUAGGAAAGCAUCGACUCAACCUUUUUCUUAAAAUGAUGAGUAUCAAAAUAUAAAUUUGAAAAAGGUGGAUUCAAAUUUAAAUCUUGAAAAUAGCUUACAAGAUGUUUACAAAUUAAAUUAACUAGUUAGGUGAUUGACUAUAGCCCUUUACUAUCAAUGCACAAUACCCAACACUAUUGAGAAAGGGGAAGAGAAACAUGAACCAAUGGAAUGGAACGCAUAAACUAUUGAUUUAUUUUUUUAAUGUUCUGUAAAUCAAAAUUCACUAAUAUAGUAUGUUUAUUCCUAAUCGCUAUAUAGUUUACUUAAUUUGAACUAUAAAUUUCAACCCUCUUGCAAUCCCGAAACCUCUUUUCCUUUUUUUUUCCAUUCCAUCUCCUUUUUAACCCCCCACUCAGUCGUCUCCCGUUGCUCCUCUCAUCUUCUUCCUCCUCCUCCUCCUCAUCGUCAUCAUAUCUCCCAUCAUCUUAUCAAUUUUCGUCCUUCAAUUUCUCAAAGAUACUUCUUUUCCUAUCAAAAAUCCAAUAAACAUCACAGAAAUCCAUCAAAAAUUCCACCCUUUUCCCCAAAAAAUCCCGCCGCUUCUCCCUCUCCAAAUCUCACAUGCAGCAUCCUUACCUCCUCUUCUUCCUAAUUGAUGUUGCCUUUCAUAAGUGAACUCCUACUCUCUGGUUUUAUGUUAAGCUCCACUCUCCUCCGCCGCCGCCGAACCCAUCUCGCCCAAUCAUUCUCCGUCGUCUUCCUCUACUGGUUCUACGUCUUCUCAUGAGCUCUUUAUUCCCCUAAUACCCAUCUCCAAACACUGAGCCCUUUUUUAAUUUACUACUUGUUCCCUCAUUUUCCUAUACUCCUCCUUCCUUGACUAUGGUUUCUUCCUCUGUAUUGGCUGAGAGGAAGGAGAAGAGAAUGUUGUCGAAUCGAGAAUCGGCUCGCCGUUCUCGGAUGAGAAAGCAGAAGCAUUUGGAUGAUCUUAUGUUGCAGGUGAGCUGUCUCCGGCAGGAAAAAAAUCAGAUUUUUACUGCAAUUAAUGUUACUUCUGAGCACUAUAUUGGAGUUGAAGCCGAGAAUUCUAUUUUGAGGGCACAGAUGAUGGAGCUUAGCAACAGGUUACAGUGCCUCGGUGAGAUCAUUCAUUGCAUGAACAUUGCCGGCGGCGGCGACGGUGGCGGAGUAGGUGCUGCGUUUGCGACGGGUUUACCGACUGCUGAAGAUGACUGUUUGCUCCGGCCAUGGAGUUCUCUGCUUAUAAAGCAGGGUCUUUUGGGUUCCGAUAUGUAUCAGUACUGUUAGAUUGAGGAUUAUGAGAUGUACAAGCUAUGUUUUUUUUUUAAUUUAAAUUUCUCUGUAUUAUUAUGAAAUAAAUAUUAUAUAUGUAGAAUAAU
Dendrobium catenatum is the source of this 2112-nucleotide messenger RNA. RefSeq names its product bZIP transcription factor 11-like. The record is from RefSeq and is a predicted model, not a curated record. NCBI's taxonomy places the organism in Eukaryota, Viridiplantae, Streptophyta, Magnoliopsida, Asparagales, Orchidaceae. The coding region runs from base 1595 to 2020 and encodes 141 amino acids. The transcript has a single exon. Gene Ontology annotation, molecular function: DNA-binding transcription factor activity; transcription cis-regulatory region binding. Gene Ontology annotation, cellular component: nucleus. Gene Ontology annotation, biological process: positive regulation of DNA-templated transcription.